Bursaphelenchus xylophilus (pine wood nematode) is the source of this 1145-nucleotide messenger RNA. The record is from the annotation of a GenBank genome assembly. Lineage: Eukaryota; Metazoa; Nematoda; Chromadorea; Rhabditida; Aphelenchoididae.
AUGGGUGUCUUACUAGCGCAAAGCGAGCUUCCUUCUGCGGAAAUGUUGGCUGCAUACCAUGCCUACGAGUACGUGGCUUAUUGCACAACACUCGUGUUUGUGGUCAUCACAAUCACUGUCAUCCUAAGUAAGAUAGAUUAUGAUCCCACUCAAUAAAUUUUUUAGCCACUUCUCAAGGUGUCAGUCAAUAUCGUUGGUACCUUCUUCAUGGACUGAUUUGGUAGGAUUGAAUCUCUUUUAUUGUGAGAAUUUAAUCCCUGUUCUUCAGGUCCUUAUUAUUCGAUACGAUGGGAACAUUGAUCGGGGCUGUUGUCCUCUUCCCAUUGCCUUGCUACUUUGGCGUCAACGCGGCUAGUAACAUCGCCGGCCACACCCAGGCAGUUUACUUUUUUGUUGGUGUCGCGACUCUCGUUGGCAAAAUCUUCGCCCUUAUAUUUCAAUUUGAAUAUCGAUAUUACCAAGCCCAGUCCAGUUCGUCCAAGUAUCGCGUUAUGUGCAGCUAUGUGAGCGGUAAUAUGGAACUGGCUCUGAGGGCGGGAAUUUUGGUUUUUAUGAUAAUACUGAUAUUGGUAGGUUGGGAAUAUAUCGGCCGUUUUUUGUUUGUAGUUGGGUUUCUUUGGGCUGCAUUAAUUUCAAGGGAUUUUCCGGUGAGGGCCAAUUGAAUAUAUGUUUUUGCAAAGACAAGUGAUUAGUUGGACCCACAAUGACUUAAACUCAACGCGAAGUUGCUGUACUAGGCCACCAGCUCUUCCAGUGAGAGCAAAAUUGGCUUGAAUACUAAGGACAGGCCGGACCCGGCCCUGAGAAACCCAAAAAGUGGGGACAAAAUCGAUCAUCUUGAUGACCGGCCAAACGCAUUUUAUACGAAGCGAAAGCACUGCACAAAAAAAUAAAGAUUAUUUCAGCUCCCAUUUGCCCUAUUCUUCCCUGACCAAGAUGAACAACGAGCCCAGUUAGCGUACCUCGAUCCAGUUGUUGCUCAAGUCAUCAAGGAACAUCCGGAUUUACUCUGCUUCUCCACUGGAACAGACGCUACAAAAGUUAUAAUAAUUCCGUUCUUUUUUUGUCGUCCUCCUGCCCUGUGUGGGGUUUCUGGCCAUAUUUGUGAUCUAUACCUCAAUCAGAAAACAACACUUUACCGCUAG